AAUAUUAAAUAUGAUCUGUGAUAUUAGAAGAUAAUAAUACCAAUCAGCCUAUUCAACUUCUCCUCUCUGUGUACUUAUCUUAUAUUACAAGUAUACUAUAAAACAUGAAUCUACUCCCAAAAGCGCACGAGGAAUUCAGUCAUGCAGAAUACUGGAACACAUUCUUCAAAAAGCGUGGCAAGAAGGCAUUUGAAUGGUAUGGAGAAUAUCCAGAAUUAUGUGGAACACUUUCAAAGUAUAUUAAAAUAAAAGAUAAUAUUCUGAUUGUUGGUUGCGGGAAUUCUACAUUAAGCAUGUCUUUGUAUGACGUUGGUUACAGAAAUAUAGUCAAUAUCGAUAUAUCACAUAUUGUGAUCAAACAAAUGUGUGAUAUAAAUAACAGUAUAAGGCCAGAUCUGGUGUACGAACAUAUGGAUGCUACACAAAUGACAUAUUCUGAUGAAAAAUUUAGUGUGAUUCUCGACAAAGGUACACUGGAUGCUCUAAUGCCGGAUACCAAAGAGACAACACUGUCUACAGUUAAUAAAUAUUUCAAGGAAAUCACACGAGUGUUACGGAAUGGAGGCAGAUACAUCUGCAUAUCGUUGCUCCAAGAGCACAUCCUACGUAAGCUUUUGUCAUACUUUCCUGCUUCAGGCUUCAUGUUUCGCAUAGUACGAUGUCACGAAACUGAGUUGAAAGCACGUACAGAAGAAGGCAAUUCACUUCUUGUUUUUGCGAUCAUUGCUACAAAAUUUACCAAAUUAUCUCAGAACGUUCUCGAAAUAGCUCUGGUUAAUGGCCCACCUGAACGAUUAUCUACAACGGACGAUAUGAUAUCCGCCGUAUUGUGCGCGCAACAGUCUGCAUUGUUGUGCAAUAGUCUUUACAAGAGAAGCAUCGCCGAUGUGGGAGAAGUAUCAUUAGAUUUACAUCGUCCAGGUGAUAAGCAUCCAAGAUACACCGUCUAUGUUCUCGAUCAACCACGCACACGGGGGACAAAGACAUAUGCGGCUUUCAUUGUGCCACAGGGAAAAGAAACGGAUUGGUUGUUCAAUACGAAAGAAGGACGACAGCAAGUCCUAAAAAGCGCGCAGCGAGACAGACUCGCAAUUAUCACCUUACGUAGAGAACACAAGUUUGAUAAUUGGGAUGCUGUGAAAACAGAGUUAGAAGAUUGCGUUCUUAACUUAGCACCGGCCGAUUUGUCCAAAAACGAUAUUCCUUUUCUGUCUCUGGGUUCUGAUGUUGGGGUUCGAAACAUUUGCUAUGAAGGAAAAAGCGAAAUUAGUGGACCAUUUAUUAUCGAAGAAGUAGAAAAGGAUGGCCACGAAUUCAGGCGACUUGUGUUCCUGAAUAAUCCUUAUGUCAUUCAGAGCGAAGCCAGACUAAAAGACGCAAAAUCUAGACGUGGUAAAACGAAGAAAAUCGUCGAUCCUGGAUUCUUAGCUUGUGAACAUCAUAUAUAUAUGACCACUGGAGUAAAUGCAGUAAUUGAUAUAAAAGAACAGGACAAUAUUAUGAUUAUAGGACUUGGAGGUGGUGGUCUUUGCAUGUUCUUACAUCAAUGUUUUCCUAAAUUAAAAAUUACUGCAGUCGAAAUUGAUAAUGCGAUGUUAAAAGUAGCUACCGAAUACUUCAAUCUUAUUCUUGAUGACCGGAUGAAAGUGGAAAUCGCGGAUGGAAUUCAAUAUAUUAAAGACGUUGUGACAUCCGAGACAAAAUACAAAGCGAUACUUUUCGAUAUCGAUAGCAAAGAUACCACUGUCGGAAUGAGUUGUCCACCUAAACAAUUUCUCGAAAUGUCAGUGCUGAAAGCAGUUGCCUCGUGCUUAACGAAGAACGGUCUUUUUAUCUUGAAUUUAGUCAGUCGAGACAAAAGUCUAAAACAGAAAACUAAGGACGAUCUGAAAUCGGCAUUCUCAUCGAUUACUUGUCACGCCAUUCAAAAUGAAAUUAAUGAAAUUGUUAUGUGUUCCGUUGAAAAACACAAUCCGAAAGAAUGGAAAAAUAGACUUAGACUCGCCGCCAUUGAUUUGAACAAACAAGCAACUGCGAGAAAAUUAUUCUCUUUCAAGGAAUCAUUUGACGCCUCCAUACUUUUAGAAAAUUUAUCUGUAGAAUUGUAACGUUUUGUACAUAUAUAUUU
This is a messenger RNA of Cyphomyrmex costatus, 2128 nucleotides long. Its product is annotated as methyltransferase-like protein 13. Lineage: Eukaryota; Metazoa; Arthropoda; Insecta; Hymenoptera; Formicidae. The coding region runs from base 105 to 2108 and encodes 667 amino acids. The record is from RefSeq and is a predicted model, not a curated record. The transcript has 8 exons.